Molecule: messenger RNA, 3620 nt
Organism: Paramuricea clavata
Lineage: Eukaryota; Metazoa; Cnidaria; Anthozoa; Malacalcyonacea; Plexauridae
Source: the annotation of a GenBank genome assembly
AUGUCAAAAGGUAAGAGUGGUAAAAACGACAGGAAUCCUCAUUAUUGACAGUCUCAAUGAUGUCAGAAUAAUUGCCGUUUUUUAACAGCCAAUGACGGAAAUCACUUUUUUGAGACACGAGUUAGGUUAACCUAUAAAAAAGCAAAUACGGGAUCAUAUGACCAGGAUGUUGUUUUUCCUAGAUAAACGUAGACUGUUGAGAAGGUUAGCGGCAAUAUAUACAAAAGUCAAAGCCCGUUGAGGCCUACUCACGCAUGAGAUCAAACGAAAUUGAUACAAAGAUCUAUAGCGCGCGAAUUAGAGCAGUUUACAGUUGUUUUUGCGAACGGGCACCGGGCAAAUUUUGCCAUUUGUCGUGCUUCUUUUGCCAAAUUAAAAGAACAACGAACGCGUGUGAUUUCCGGUUCUCAAAGGCCCGAUUCGCAGGCAAACAGUGCGCGCAAAGCAGGCUGGUCAUUUCCCAUUGUUUAACUGGUAACCAAAACGACCAAGCAACAUCCGUGAGUCAACAAGGAUAGCGUCGAAGUGUAUUUCAGUUUUCAAAGAAACGAAAGAAACCAAGCGAAUUGCAGGUGAAAGACGAAUUACAGGCAACGAGGUAACUUGAAGCUUAAGUAGAAUAUAUUGAAGUAGAUUGUAAAUUGUAGAUUGCUGUAGUGUACUGAAGUUGAUUGAAGUGGUAAUAUUGUAGUAGAUUAAAGUACAAGAUUGAACUAGUAUUAACCACACGUCGGUAAACAAAAAGCUUUGAGGAUUGCGGAAGAAAUAAAAUUUGCGCAAUCGGAACAUGUUUGAAACAAGCGCAAUUGUCAGAUAUUUUUAAAUCGUUUAACAUAUAACGUCAGCAAUCGUUAAUAUUGGGUUAGAAUAUUGUAUUCGUGGUGAAGUUUUAAAUAAUACUGGAUUUAGGCCAUACUAUCCGGGCCAAUGCAAGCAUUGAGCUCCUAGAUGACUUACAGGUUCAUAUCUUCAGUUCGGUUCAUGCUAUGUCUAUGAAGACAAAAAUACCACCAUGUGUAAAUUAAUUGGAAGGUAGCCUUGCAUGGGUUCUUACGACCAGUUCGCUGCUUUCCCGUUUGGCGACUAUCCGUUGUUAUACAAAUUGUGUGUUUGUUGUAAAGUAAUCAUGAUUUCCUGAUAAAGCUGUCAAAUCUAACUCGUACUUGACUAAACCGAUGCAUGUACCUUGAUGAUAGCAAUCAUCAAGACCAGACGAUUCUAAACCGAUCGUUUAAUAGGUUAUUUCACACUGAGGCCGGCGAGAAUAUAUUUGUGGGAAUGUGGUGUUUUAUUUUUGUUUAAUUUGUAUCAAGAACUUAUCGAAGAGUUCCAACAUAGAGUAUAUCUCUUGCAAACGCCUAAUGGUUUUAGUCUCGUCAACAGUCUCGAACCAACAUUUAACCAAAAUCCAAACAAGAGGCAUUUUAUUCAUUCUGUGAAACAUAGCAUGUUUACAUUCAGUAGUAAAGCUUUUUGCUUCACUUCAACAAGCAUAUUUUGCACGUCAAUGUCCACUAUUUGCAGUGGCGUUAGUUAAAAAACUAAUGGCCCCCGACAGUUAGGCGCCCCAUCAGCCACGCCCCCCCCCCCCCCCCCCCCCCCCCCUCUUUCUCCGUUACACCAUUGACUAUUUGUGCGGUAACGUUUCCUUGUGCAUAGAUCCAUGUCAUUGCGGACUAUUUUCCCACGAUAGCGCAAAUAUUUUAAUGAAUGUCAGUGUCUUGUUUGCGCAGUCGUGUUCCUAUUUCUAAGUGAAAUAUUUGGGGACUGAUUGUGUUUAUGUAAGCCCAUGCAAGCGUUUAACAAGCUGUAUGAUGGCAUUUUGUUUAAACAGAAAACAAAGUAUCGUGUUUCCUCAGGGUAACUAUUCAAUUCUAAAAUAAACAAACUUUUUCUAAAAAUCAGGGUACGCUGUGUAUACAUGCGCCCGCUAAGACCAUAUAGUCAGUCAUUGGUAACCAUGCAGUCUUGGCAGUUGGCAACAAGCAAAUACCAGCGCAGUCCCUUAUUUUCUGCAUGUAAUGUAUUAUCUUAUAAUAUAAGUGGGAUAUAACAGACAAUUUGAUUGGUUAAUGCGCGUGAUGCAGUAAUGGUCUGUGACCUGCCUUGCUUUUUCUGUGUUUUCUUUCCGCUUCAUCUCUGCUUUUUAGCCAUGCAAUAUACAGUAUAAUUAUAAGAAAAGAAAUGGGAAAACUUGUCUCGCGCGUUUAUGGUGUGAUAACGCACUCGGGGAAUAUUGGUAGAAUACUCAAGAAUCGUGUAAAAUCUACGUACGCCUCCUGUGUUAUACGCUUCUUUAUUCGAGUUUUCCCAACAUUUCACCGUGUCAUUAUCAUGAUCACUGUAAACACACUCGACUCGUUUUCUAUUUGUUCCGAGUACCUGUCUCUCACUCCACACCCAGACCCUAACUCCAUGAACCUAACCGGGAAAUUGGCGCCUCGCCCUAAUUGGUGGACGGUUAAUAAGAGAGCAUGUUGUGAUAACACUAUACUCGAUGAUUAACGGUUUUGCGGAACUGUUAGAGCAAAAUAGAAUUAUGCGAAUCGAAAUUACUGCAGUUACUAUAUAGAGCUCACUGCUCCGAAUUAAUUAUUGGAAAGGGAUGUUUGAUUCGCUCUGUUGGGUCUUAACAAUGCAACAUUUAAAUUAUUGUUUAAUUGUUUUUUAGUAUACGUUAUUAUUUACUACCUUUGAAGAUGCUUGUCAGAGGAAUGGUACGGUUGUGUUCCCUUAUGUUGAUCAUCGCGUGUUUCAAGCAGACAUCCGGACAGCUGUACAACAAUACAUCUCAUUUCACCUCCCAUUACGGUACUCGGUGUAUUGACCAGUGCGCUACCAGGGGAAAGGAUUACUACUGGUGUAACACAAACGAAGGCUGGGACUAUUGUUCACCUAUCCCGGAUUUUACCUGUAUUAAUGUACCAUGCCGAGACAACCAGCAUUGCGGCCAACAUGGAAUGGGUUAUCAUUGGUGUUAUACGGGUGUAUUUACCUGGGACUUCUGCGGAGUAGUCGAAGGCGGUACACGCGAAUAUCUCAACGUAGACACGAAAAGUCGGAUAAUCCGGGCAGACCGUGACUCCGUAUGCGUAUUUGGCAACACAAAAAAUAACAGGCGCGUGAUUUUCCAUUCAACUGCUGCAAACAUCGUACGUGAUGUAAGCAGCGAGUCCCGAAGUGAAAUACAGAGGCUCGUCGCAACCUUUCGUGUCGACCUAAUACCCGGGCGUGCUACCAGUAACUUUCUCAAUUGGAGUGGGAAUUUUCGAAUGGACAUGCAAGGCACUUUCACAUUAGACGGCAGGGGUUAUUACAACAUUCAAAUACAACGAAAUGUCAUUCGAGCCGGACGCACUAGUACCACGUACGCUCAAGUGCUUGUUGCUGAUGACGACCUCCGGAAUCUGACAAGCAGGAUUGUCCGUAGGGCGUUUUUAAUGAGUUUGUCAAACCAUGAGAAAGUGAGGAUAGCCGUGGGUGAAAGAUUCAGAAGAAGAAGAAGCGAGCAAAAGGAUAUUCCCCCCUGCUCAGCGUCUCCCGUGUUCAAAUUCAUGGGUUCGAUUGUGAUCAAGUUUUGUUUGGCCAGUAUCGUAAUACCUUUAAUCCUUUUGCUGUAA